This is a messenger RNA of Quercus robur (English oak), 1653 nucleotides long. RefSeq names its product dirigent protein 16-like. The transcript has a single exon. Lineage: Eukaryota; Viridiplantae; Streptophyta; Magnoliopsida; Fagales; Fagaceae. The coding region runs from base 626 to 1369 and encodes 247 amino acids. The record is from RefSeq and is a predicted model, not a curated record.
AUAGUCAAAGUGAUGAGAGAGAAAUCCCUGUUUUCAUGUGGACAUAGUACAAGAUAAUUGGUUACAACAUAAACUAAUUUUACUUUUGGUCAUGAAUGGAAUGGCCUUUGUGUAGAUUUGUAUAAUUAGUUUUCCUUGACCUUGAAAUAUAUUAAAUCAUUUUCAUGCUGUUCCGGAUUAUAUAUGUUAUGAAAUGGUUUUGGUUUAGUUGUACCCGCUACACUGAGAUUACUUUCUAUCUCCAACCUCUGCCUACAAGCAAUUCAGCUUCCAGGAGAAAACAAGGUAAAAAUUGGAUGGUUCUGACACAAACAUCACUGAAUCCUGGGGAUGAUCUCUGUGGAACCUACAUAAACAUCAGUCCCCACUAUCUCCCUGAAUGCCAUUAGGACUUCAAAGAAAUAAUGUCCAACAAAUAUUUACUAAAAUGGAAUGUUCACACUCCACUAACAUUACCCUCAAGGCCUGAAUGACUACACCAGAUUAGCCUCAUAACAACUCCCUUUGAAUUUGACAUUCUAUAAUAUAUAUAUAGCAUGGCUUGUAGCUAUCUCAUAUUCAUCCAAAAACCCAUAAGCUUUUUAAUCCUAGAAGACCCUAAAUCUUUCUAAUAGACAAACUCAAAAUGUCAUCAGCUUACAUUUUCCUCACAAUGUUAGUUGCUCUGGUACAAGUGGGGAUGGUUUUUGCUGUAGUUGACCCUGUAGCAGCCACUGGAAAAGAACCAAUUCUUGAGUUAUACAUGCAUGACAUUCUUGGGGGUAGUGGCCCUACAGCAAGGCCAAUCACUGGCUUGCUGGGUAACAUCUAUGAUGGUCAAGUGCCCUUUGCAAGGCCAAUAGGUUUCCUUCCCCCUCAAGGUGGAGUGGCUAUCCCCAAUGCCAAUGGUGCCAUUCCUACGGUUAAUGGUCUCAAUGGCAUCCCACUAGGAACUGGCUUAGCUGGUACAAAUUUUGCGGGAAAUACAAAUGGUCAGAACCAACCUCAAACCCAACUGGGACCUGAUGGUUUGGGACUAGGAUUCGGAACAAUUACUGUCAUUGAUGAUGUGCUGACCUCUGCACCUGAGUUGGGGUCACAGACAAUUGGUCAAGCUCAAGGAAUUUACGUGGCGAGUUCAGCAGAUGGAACUACACAGAUGAUGACGUUUACAGCCAUGAUUGAAGGAGGGGAAUAUGGUGACAGCCUAAACUUCUAUGGUAUAUACAAGAUAGGAAGCACCAUGUCAUAUUUGUCAUUGACUGGUGGUACUGGCAAGUUCAAGAAUGCAUGUGGGUUUGCCGAGGUGCGGUCACUUAUCCCACCUGGCCAACAUGUCACAGAUGGUGCAGAGACAUUGCUGAGGAUAACAGUCCAUCUAAGCUACUGAGAAUGGUAUGAAAAUCUAAGAGAAAAUGUGAAUUGUUUCUUGAAGGUGAACCUGGGCAUGGUUUUUCGUUUGUCAGUUUGGUUGAAGUAAAUCAAAAUUGAUUUUGUAAGUUUCUUCGGUUUUUCUUUCUUUCUUUCUUUCUCUUCUUCUUUUUCUUCUUCAUUUUUUUUUUUGAUAAGUUUCUUCAGUUUUUCAUUUGUAACACUGGCCAAAACAGCAAAAGUGUUGUUCUGAUGAAAUAUGGUAAUGCAAUGUAAUUGAUAAUCCUUCAUGAUUUGUUUCCA